UUCAUUCCGAAAUGGCAUUGAAAGUUUUAUCAGCACUUGAUGCUGCAAAGACACAAUAUUACCACUUUAAAGCAAUCAUAAUUGCGGGUAUGGGUUUAUUUACUGAUAGUUACGAUUUAUUUUGUAUCCCUCCGAUCAUGAGAAUGAUCGGAAGGAUAUAUUACCCCAAGAUAUAUAGAAAUGAGUACGAAAAGGAUUGGUUUGAGGUAGAUAGAAAUGGGAAUGACAAGUAUUGGUUUGAGGUCCCUAAAGCUAUCGCAUCAGCAAUGAUUGGUGUUGCUUUGAUGGGGACCGUGGUCGGCCAGCUUGUUUUUGGACGGCUAGGUGACCGUGUUGGACGUCGUCAUGUGUAUGGUGUUUCACUUAUGAUGAUGGUUGUGGGAGCUCUAGGAUGUGGAUUCUCGCUUUCAAGGUUAAGCUCGAUGGUGUUUGUGAGCCUUGGAUUCUUUCGGUUUUUGCUUGGGAUAGGAAUUGGAGGGGACUACCCGUUAUCAGCCACAAUUAUGUCCGAGUUUGCGAAUAAGAAGACUCGUGGAGCGUUCAUUGCUGGCGUGUUCUCUAUGCAAGGGUUUGGAAUACUUUUGAGUUCGGUCAUUACCAUGGCUGUGUGCUCCAUUUUCAAAGCUUUUGCUGACAAGUUAACAACGCCGUUAGAACUCCAACCAUGGGAAAACACUGCUCCCGUCCCACCUGAGUCGGGUUUGGCAUGGCGGCUUAUUCUUAUGUUUGGUGCAAUUCCAGCAGCUAUGACUUAUUAUUGGCGGAUGAAGAUGCCUGAAACAGCCAGGUUCACAGCUUUGGUAGAGAAAAACACUUUACAAGCAGCAAAAGAUAUGGAGAAUGUGUUGAAGGUAUCACUGAGAUCGAUACAGGAAGACGUUGAGAUGAUUAGCACACCGAGCUCAAUACGGGAAGAUGUUAAGAUGAUUAGCACACCGGACACUCAUGCAACUUUAUCGAACACCUACCCUUUCUUUUCACGAGAAUUUUUGCGACGACAUGGUCGUGAUCUCAUAGCUGCUUCAACCAAUUGGUUCUUGAUCGAUCUUGUUUUCUACCCUCUCAAUCUGUUCCAAUAUCAUGCAUUUAAAGGCUAUAUGACUCAUAAGAGUCAUAUGAAUAUAUACGAUGAUGCAUUGCAAGUAGCGAAGUUCCAGGCACUGGUUGCAAUCAGCGCGACUAUCCCUGGCUAUUUUGUGACUGUUUACAUGAUUGAUUAUGUUGGAAGAGUCAAGAUUCAGGCAGCCGGGUUCCUUUUAAUGGCUGUAAGCUUGUUUACGGUCGCGAAAGUUAACAAAGGCGGUUGGGGAUCCGAUCCAGGUAUUGGGUUCAUAUUACUGUACGGACUUGCCUUCUUUUUUUCCAAUUUCGGACCAAACACAACCACGUUCAUAGUCCCGGCAGAACUCUUCCCAGCAAGGUUUCGUGCAACUUGUCAUGGGAUUUCUGGUGCAAUUGGAAAAGUUGGGGCAAUAAUUGGAUCCAUAGGGUUUCUUUGGUCUUCCCGUGAUUCUCGAGAGGGGGUGUCUGACACUUUAAUGGCAAUGGGCGGGGUUUGUGUCUUAGGGUUUUUCAUGACCUACUUUUUUACUCGAGAGACAAUGGGGCGCUCAUUGGAGAAAAAUGAGAAUGUGGAUGAGUUUACAGGUGUUUGGUUCUUGAGAUUCUGGCCUCACAAAUUGAGGGCCAGAGAAACCGAGCAAACACCUGAAAAUUAAUGUCUACAUGUCUGUUAUUAGAUGGAAGAAGAUGUCUCUGGGUUAUUUGUGUUCAACCAUCCUUGUAAACUAGUCUCACUGGUGUGUCGAUGAUCAGAGGUUGUUAGUGAUCUGAUCA
This is a messenger RNA of Erigeron canadensis, 1836 nucleotides long. Its product is annotated as probable inorganic phosphate transporter 1-9. The transcript is spliced from 2 exons. Bases 12 to 1718 code for a protein of 568 amino acids. Gene Ontology annotation, molecular function: transmembrane transporter activity. Gene Ontology annotation, cellular component: membrane. The record is from RefSeq and is a predicted model, not a curated record. Gene Ontology annotation, biological process: transmembrane transport. NCBI's taxonomy places the organism in Eukaryota, Viridiplantae, Streptophyta, Magnoliopsida, Asterales, Asteraceae.